CAAAAGAAAAGGAUUUGGGAGAGUGUUCUGAGCUCAGAGUCGAAAAUACGAGGCCUCUGUCUGUAGCCAUGGAAGUCGCCAUCCCUUCCGGUUUCUCUCUCCACGCGCGCACGUUAUCUUCAUCGUCGACUUCGAGAACUAGAAAUCCAAAUAGAGCCCUCAGCCCUUCUGCAAUUUCCGUUCCAUCUUCUUCUCUUACUAGCAAUUUCAUCCCUCCUUUCGUCGGUGGAAGUGUUUCAGGCGAUUUCUGCGGUCAGAAAAUCCGCCCCUCUUCGCUCAAUCCAUCCUUAUCAGGUUCCCACGGCAGAAGGGGCGUCGUCACCAUGGUAAUUCCCUUUCUGAGAGGAAGUGCAUGGGAGCAACCGCCUCCAGACUUGGCAUCUUACUUGUACAAGAAUCGGAUUGUGUACUUGGGAAUGACUCUUGUUCCGUCCGUUACAGAGCUGAUCCUUGCAGAGUUCCUGUACCUUCAGUAUGAGGAUGCGGAGAAGCCAAUUUACCUGUAUGUAAACUCUACUGGCACGACUAAGGGGGGAGAAAAGUUGGGUUAUGAGACUGAAGCUUUUGCAAUCUAUGAUGUCAUGAGGUAUGUGAAACCACCCAUUUUCACACUUUGUGUUGGUAAUGCUUGGGGAGAAGCAGCCUUACUUUUGGCUGCUGGUGCAAGAGGAAAUCGGGCUGCUUUGCCAUCAUCAACUAUCAUGAUAAAGCAGCCAAUUGCUAGGUUUCAAGGGCAAGCCACCGAUAUUGACCUCGCAAGGAAAGAAGUAAAAAAUGUCAAGGCAGAGUUGGUCAAACUCUAUUCAAGGCAUAUUGGAAAACCUCCUGAGCAGAUUGAGGAGGACAUCAGGCGCCCCAAAUACUUCAGUCCGAGUGAAGCGGUUGAAUAUGGCAUCAUCGAUAAGGUCUUGUACAAUGAAAGAGGCAGAGAAGACCGCAGCGUGGUUUCUGAACUGAAAAGAGCAGAACUUAUAUAGGAUCAGUCUAGAAGCAAAGAGGAUCGCAGGAAAAUGUAGUACGUGGGCCGCACCACACUACAUGAUUCCGUCCGAACCGUUUAUCUGGUGAGAUCGCAUUGUGAUUCAACGGCCACGGUGAAAGGAGUCCAUCGAUUAGGCAAUCUUGUCCGACCACCUUAAAGAACCCGCAUGCAGAAUGAACAUUGAACAGCUCCUAUUCGGAAGCGUGGGCCCCAUGAAUGUUGGAGAUCCCAAGGACUAAGGAACUGCCAAUUAUCAAUCUUUUCAUCUUUUCUUCCAAUCAAUAGCCAAUCUAUGGUAUGUUACGCAGCCACGGAGCCAGUUGGGCCCAGUCCAGCCCAACGGGUUUUCAAGGGUUAGGAUAAUUGAACAGAAAGAGGCCUGUAUCACAAAUGAGUAUGUAGGUCCUUUCUAUGUUUCAUUUUUAAAUUCCAUAUAGGACUGUUAAAACCUUUUGAUGAAUUUGAUUUCUCUAUUGUUGCUCACAA
Magnolia sinica is the source of this 1468-nucleotide messenger RNA. RefSeq names its product ATP-dependent Clp protease proteolytic subunit-related protein 4, chloroplastic. Gene Ontology annotation, biological process: protein quality control for misfolded or incompletely synthesized proteins. The record is from RefSeq and is a predicted model, not a curated record. Gene Ontology annotation, molecular function: serine-type endopeptidase activity; ATPase binding; ATP-dependent peptidase activity. The transcript has 8 exons. Bases 69 to 977 code for a protein of 302 amino acids. Lineage: Eukaryota; Viridiplantae; Streptophyta; Magnoliopsida; Magnoliales; Magnoliaceae. Gene Ontology annotation, cellular component: endopeptidase Clp complex.